GUUUAUAUUGUGAAAAAAAUAUAGAAAAGAUUGUUUCUUUGAAAAAGGGGAGGAUUUAAUAAAAAAUCCAGAUUAUAAAUCCCAUUUAAAUAAUGGAUCAACCGAAUGAUUACUUUCGUUAUAUCUACAGUUCAUCAUUGCACGAAUUGGUGCAAAUUAAAGUAGGCACUUUAGAAGGCAAAAAACGUCAACCAGAUUUUGAGAAACUUUUAGAAGAUCCUAUAUUACGGUUUUCCGGACUCUACUCCGAAGAAUGUCCCUCAUUUCAAGUACGUUUGCAAAUUUUCAAUCAGGGUCGUCCAUACUGUCUGCCUGUUACCACUUCCUAUAAAUCGUUUAGCAAACGUUGGAGUUGGAAUGAAUGGGUUACCUUGCCUUUGCAAUUUUCCCAUUUGCCACGUAGUGCCAUGUUGGUGCUCACCAUACUGGAUUGUGCCGGAGCCGGCCUGACGUCUGUUAUAGGUGGUACUGCAAUAUCGCUAUUCGGCAAAAAUGGUAUGUUUCGCCAAGGUAUGUAUGAUUUGAGAAUAUGGCUGGGUGUAGAGGGUGAUGGCAGUUACCCCUCCAAGACCCCCGGUAAGGGUAAAGAUUCUUCGAAAAAUCAAAUGCAACGUUUGGGUAAACUGGCUAAGAAACAUCGUAAUGGACAGAUUCAAAAGGUUGAUUGGUUGGAUCGCCUGACAUUUCGUGAAAUUGAGUUGAUCAAUGAACGUGAAAAGAGAAUGUCGGAUUAUAUGUAUUUGAUGAUUGAGUUUCCCACCGUUGUGGUAGAUGAUUGUUAUAAUUAUUCGAUUGUUUAUUUUGAACCAGAGGGAGAUAAAAAUUAUAAAUUUUUGAGUAAACCAAAAUUGGUCACCGUUCCAGAUUCAGAAAUUUUACAGGAAAACUUGGUAGAACGAAAACAUCAUCGUUUGGCCCGUUCCGAACGAUCUAGGAUUUCCGAUCGUGAUGCUAAACCCACAGCCAGCAUACGUGAUCAAUUGCACACCAUUGUGUAUCGUUAUCCACCCACUUGUGUGUUGAACAGUGAGGAACAAGAUUUAUUGUGGAAAUUCCGUUUUUAUUUAAGCUCCCACAAAAAGGCCUUAACGAAAUUUUUGAAAUGCAUCAACUGGGAAACACCAGCCGAAGUUCAGCAGGCUUUAAUUUUGCUAAGCAAAUGGGCUCCUAUGGAUGUGGAAGAUGCCCUGGAGUUGUUAAGUCCAAUAUUUAAACAUCCUCAAGUGCGUAAAUAUGCCAUAAGUCGUUUGGCUCAGGCCCCCGAUGAAGAUCUGUUGCUGUAUUUGCUGCAGCUGGUGCAAGCUUUAAAAUAUGAGAAUUUUUCCGAUAUUUUGGAAUCGCACAAAAGAUUUUUCCCCGAUCGUGAUAUAGUGCGAUCUUUGGAUGAUAAUUCCACGUUAUUCGAUCAAAGUUCUUUGUGCUCUGAACUAAGUGUGGGUGCUCAGGCUGGGGCGGUGGGAGGCGGCAGUACUUCUUCAAUACUAACAGCCACUCAACGCAACAAUUUGCAGCGUCCUAAUGUUCAAAUUGAACGAUCUUCAACCAUGCCCAUAUCUGUUAAUUCUUCAUUGGCUGAUGAAAAUGAAACUUCUAUUGGCUCCCUAACCUCCGAUGUAUCGAAUACUCUAAUGAGUGACACCAAUACCAAUGUGCAAUACUCCACUAUGGCCAAUUCUGUAACAAAUCUGGCCACAUUCCUCAUACAAAGAGCCUGUAAAAAUCCCACUUUGGCCAAUUAUUUGUAUUGGUAUUUAUCGAUUGAAGUGGAAGACCAGGAGUCUAUACGUAAACAGGAUGAGAGGGUGCAUGAAAUGUAUGACAUGGUAUUGAAAAUGUUUAUGAAAGUUUUGGAGAAUGGUAAUUUCCAUUUGCGUGGCAUCUACUAUAAUUUGAAGAAACAACAACGUUUUAUUGAUGAGUUAGUGAGAUUGGUGAAGAUUGUGGCCAAGGAAACGGGUAAUCGUAAUAAAAAAACGGAAAAGUUUCAAAAACUCUUAAACGAAACGGAUACGUUUAAAAUUAAUUUUACCAACAUUGAUCCUAUACCGUUUCCUUUGGAUCCGGAUAUUUAUAUAACGAAAAUUGUUCCCUCGAAAACGUCGCUGUUCAAAAGUGCUUUAAUGCCGGCAAAAUUAACCUUUGUCACAUCCAUUGCCAAUCAUGAAUAUGUAGCCAUUUUUAAGCAUGGUGAUGAUUUACGACAAGAUCAGCUAAUCCUACAAAUGAUCACUUUGAUGGAUAAAUUAUUAAGACGUGAAAAUCUAGAUCUCAAAUUGACCCCCUACAAAGUGCUGGCCACUAGUUCGAAGCAUGGUUUUCUACAGUACAUAGACUCCUACACGGUGGCAGAUGUGUUGGCUCGCGAAGGAAGCAUACACAAUUUCUUUCGUAAACACAAUCCCUGUGAAUCGGGACCGUACGGUAUAUUACCCGAAACCAUGGAUACUUAUAUAAAAAGUUGUGCGGGCUAUUGUGUGAUAACUUAUUUACUGGGUGUUGGUGAUCGUCACUUGGACAAUCUGCUGCUUACGACCAAUGGCAAACUGUUUCACAUUGAUUUCGGUUAUAUAUUGGGUCGUGAUCCCAAACCCAUGCCGCCUCCCAUGAAGCUAAGCAAAGAAAUGGUUGAAGCCAUGGGCGGUGUUAGUUCCGAACAUCAUCAUGAAUUCCGCAAACAAUGCUAUACCGCAUAUUUACAUUUAAGACGUCAUGCAAAUGUGGUCCUAAAUUUGUUCUCUCUUAUGGUAGAUGCUUCUGUACCCGAUAUAGCCUUGGAACCAGAUAAGGCUGUUAAGAAGGUGGAGGAAAAUCUACAAUUAGGUUUGACAGACGAAGAGGCGGUGCAACAUUUACAGGGUCUUUUGGAUAUAUCGAUAACGGCCGUGAUGCCAGCCUUGGUAGAACAGAUACAUAAGUUAGCUCAGUAUUGGCGCAAGUAGUUUGUAAGUGUUAUUUUUUAAGUAUAUAUUAUAUAAAUAUCAUAUAAUUCAUGAAAUUAUCAACAUAAAUAUAAUAAAUAUUUAAAUUCUUAAUUAUACUACACAAAAAAAUAA
This is a messenger RNA of Calliphora vicina (urban bluebottle blowfly), 3053 nucleotides long. RefSeq names its product phosphatidylinositol 3-kinase 59F (gene Pi3K59F). Gene Ontology annotation, molecular function: 1-phosphatidylinositol-3-kinase activity. The transcript has 7 exons. The record is from RefSeq and is a predicted model, not a curated record. Gene Ontology annotation, biological process: autophagosome assembly; autophagy of peroxisome; endocytosis. NCBI's taxonomy places the organism in Eukaryota, Metazoa, Arthropoda, Insecta, Diptera, Calliphoridae. Bases 93 to 2939 code for a protein of 948 amino acids. Gene Ontology annotation, cellular component: phosphatidylinositol 3-kinase complex, class III, type II; peroxisome; phagophore assembly site.